This is a messenger RNA of Aspergillus luchuensis, 1113 nucleotides long. RefSeq names its product MBL fold metallo-hydrolase. Lineage: Eukaryota; Fungi; Ascomycota; Eurotiomycetes; Eurotiales; Aspergillaceae. The coding region runs from base 1 to 1113 and encodes 370 amino acids. The transcript is spliced from 3 exons. The record is from RefSeq and is a predicted model, not a curated record.
AUGGCAGCUUCGCAAUCAGGACUUGAGUUGCCAUCCUCUGCAGAGACCGUCUCGGUUUCUCUCAUUGACACUGGUGCACGUCUUGAUCUUCCCGCAGAGAAGUUCAUAAACCCCAAGAUUCCAGGCUAUGACCGACUGGCGGUGCCAUCAUAUUCUUUUCUGAUCACUCACCCCUCCGGCCAGAGACUAUUGUUCGACCUCUCUCUCCGAGAAGACUUUGAGAACCUCGCUCCGCCUUUUGGAGACAUUUGCACGAACCCAGAAAGUGGAUGGAAAGUCUACUCUCCCCGCAGCGUCUCUGACCUUCUCGUUGAAAAUGGCAUCCUGUUGGAGGAAAUAAAUGCUAUAAUCUGGUCUCAUCACCAUUUUGACCAUACUGGUAACCCUUCAUUAUUCCCCGGCACUACAGACUUGGUCGUGGGGCCGACCUUCAUCAGCAGAUUUGCACCAGGGUACCCGGAAAAGCCAGAUGCGCCAGUCAGAUCAUCCGACUGGAGAGGACGGUCACUGCGAGAGAUGGACUUUGACCGACACCCGGGGAAGGUAACGAUUGGGAGAUUCAAAGCAAUCGACUGGUUUGGCGAUGGGAGCUUUUAUCUGCUGCAUACACCAGGACACAGUCCAGAACAUAUGUGCGGCCUCGCGAGAGUACAGCCAGAUUCGUUUAUCCUGAUGGGAGCGGACUGUGCACACCAUCCCGGUGAAUUUCGACCCACCAAGCAGAGUCCUAUCCCGGAGAUCAUUCAACCCUCCCCCUUGCCGUCUCAUCCGCAGUACGGGACAGUCUGUCCUGGUCAUAUAUUUGCCCAGCUAGGGUACAAGCCAGGAAGCACCGAUAUGCCUUUCUUUAUAUCUACUCCAGACUAUACUCAUGACGUUGAUGAGUGCUGUCGGUCAGUAAAUGGAAUAGCGGAAUUCGACGCUAGUGAUCAGGUUCUGGUCCUUAUUGCACAUGACCACACCAUGUUGUCCAUCUUCACGGGCGAGGAGGAUGGUGGUAUUGGCUGGUUUUUCCCGAAAAUGCCGUUAAAUGAUUGGAAGGACGCUGAUCUGAAGAAAAGGGGGAAGUGGCUGUUUUUAAAAGAUUUCGAGGUCCCUUCUACUGAGAGUUGA